Molecule: messenger RNA, 1975 nt
Organism: Frieseomelitta varia
Lineage: Eukaryota; Metazoa; Arthropoda; Insecta; Hymenoptera; Apidae
Product: G-patch domain and KOW motifs-containing protein
Exons: 6
Coding region: 226-1617 (463 amino acids)
Biological process (GO): mRNA splicing, via spliceosome
Cellular component (GO): spliceosomal complex
Molecular function (GO): nucleic acid binding
Source: RefSeq, a predicted model, not a curated record
AUAUUGAUCUUCAAAUAUUAUAGGUUAGUGACUCUAAUGUUGUUUUAUUCUGGUGUUCGAUACAUUGUUGUAAAAAUGUUUCAAUAUAAAAUUUAUAAAUGGUUACAAAUCAACUAACAAAGUAUGAUAUUAAGUAAAUGUACUGUGGUUUUAAUAAAUUAAUAUUUAUACGUAUACGUAUACGUAUACGUAUUGAUCUGUAAAUCAGUGUGUAGUAAUAAACAAAUGGCAGAAGAAGGAAAAAAGGUUUCUUUCGGUUUCGCAAAAUCUAUUAAGAAAUCUGUGUUAAAAAAUGUUAUUCCGCAAGAGGAAAAGAAAAUUGAUUAUAUUGAAUGCCUCGACGAAAAAGGUAUUAAAUUAAUAGGCGGAGAGGAAAAGAAAGAUGAACCUCUAGUUAUUCCAUUGCUAGGUUCAAGAACUUGGCAUGACAGAAUUGUUAAUAAAGUAGAUGCAGACAUUUUUGUAUCUAAGACAACUAAAGAGAAGACAGACGACAUCGAGGUAGAUGACGAGGGAGAAAAAUCAAAACUAUCAAAUGGAAAAUCACCGCCGAAAACAUCAAUAAAGAAAGAAGUGGUUGAGAAUAAUGAAAAUAAAGUUGUUACUUUAGAGGAGCAAGCGGCUAAAGAAAUCAUUCAGGAACUCAAAUCGAAAGAUGAACAGGAAACUAAAACAAAUGAUUUGUCUUUACCUUUGGUAGAAGAUGAAUCAUUAAAAGGCAAAGAGCAGUCUACAUUGGAAGAUUAUGAAAGAAUUCCUAUUGAUGCUUUUGGUGUAGCAAUGUUGCGAGGAAUGGGAUGGCAACCAGGGAAAGGAAUUGGUAAAAAUGAAAAAGUUGUAUCAGCUGUUAUACCAGAAUUACGACCAAAGGGAAUGGGUCUUGGAGCAGACAAAGUAACACUACAAAAGAAAAGUGCAGAUUCCAAGAAACAAGAAGAAGAACUUAAAAUCGAAAAAGGAACAUACGUGAAAAUUAUAGCUGGGAAACAGAGCAACAACUAUGGUCAAAUAGAGGGAUUUGAUGACGAUGCAGGGAGACUCAUAAUAAAACUAGCUCUCGGUGGAAAUACAAUAUCUGUAAAUGAAUUUAUGGUGCAGCCAGUGACUAAAUCGGAGUAUUCGAAGAAUUCAAAAGUUUUAAAUGCGAGGAAGUAUGAAGAAUAUAAGGACAAAGAAUCAAAGGAAUUCAAACAUAAAACAGACAGAAAAGAGUCAAUAUCUGAUGAUUCUGAAGACAUUGAAGAUGAUAACAAAAGUAAUGAUGAAAAAAAGAACAGUAAUGUAUGUGAUAAGGACAAAUAUGAUAAAACAGAUAGAAAGUCAAAAAAGCAAAAAAAAUAUCCUGAAUCUGAAGGUGACAGUGAUAAUGGUCGUGAGAAGAAGAAGAGAAAGCGAAGAAGUAGCUCUAACAGUGAUGACUCUCAUAAAACAAAGAAAUCAAAAAAGUCAAAGAAACAUAAGAAACAUGAUUAUUCACCAGAAAGAUUGAGCAAGAAACACAAGAAAAAGGAUAAAGAAAAAGAAAAAAUUAGAGAUAAAAAGUCGAGAGAUUGUACAGAUAGAAGAAAACAUAAGAAACGAGGAAGGUCAAGAUCCCGAUCUUCUAGUAGGCUGUAAUAUUUUUCAGGAAUGUGUCUGGACAUUUUACUUUCAUUGGAAAUUGUACAAUUUUGUUUAUACACAUUUUAUAAUAAAACGUAUUUUUACAAAAUCAUGGUUCCCUUCUUGUCUUUGCUUGAUAAUUCUAACACAUAUUUAAUAUCUUAAUUAUUAUAAAGUCUUGCUUAAUCUUUCUUACGUAAUAUUGAUAAAAAGUAGAAAUGUACAUAACCUCGAAAAACAUUAUGGUAUUUACGAACAUUGCCAAACUAGUAGUGCGAACAAUGUCGACAUUUCGCUUAGGAUUAAUACAGCUCGAAGUGAAUGAAGUGAAAGUUAACAAUAUAGAGCGAGCAGUUUCCUAUAUUUCAAGCGC